Messenger RNA from Thecamonas trahens ATCC 50062, 519 nucleotides. RefSeq names its product Bis(5'-adenosyl)-triphosphatase. The transcript has a single exon. NCBI's taxonomy places the organism in Eukaryota, Apusomonadida, Apusomonadidae. The record is from RefSeq and is a predicted model, not a curated record. Bases 1 to 519 code for a protein of 172 amino acids. Gene Ontology annotation, molecular function: catalytic activity.
AUGGCCUCCCGAGUCUUCGCCGACCUGGCUUUUGGCCCCAAGAUCGUCAUCCCUGCCGCACACGUCUUCUACGUCUCGCCUUCGGGCCUCUCGGCCGCCUUUGUCAACCUCAAGCCGCUGGUCAAGCACCACGUGCUGGUGGUACCGACCGCACCCGGCGCCCGGUUGACCGACCUCGCGCCGGAAGCCAUGUCCGAUCUCGCCCUCGCCGCCCAGCACGUCAUCAGCGUCUUUGGCACCCGCCUCGCAGAGCCAGGCGCUCUCGAGCCGCCGCCGUUUACCUGCGCUGUGCAGGACGGUGCCGGCGCCGGACAGACCGUCGCCCACGUCCACUUCCACCUCCUCCCGCGGACGCCGGGCGACUUUGACCGCAACGACGACGUCUACACUGCCCUGGAUGCUCCAGACAGCGAGCGCAUGCCUCGGUCCUUUGACGACAUGGCUGCCGAGGCUGCCGAGCUCCGGUCCUGGUUUGAGGCCGUAGAGCCCUCGCCAGCCGCCGCUGCACACACCCAGUAA